AUGAAGAACACUCUGAUCUUAUUUUUAUUGGCAUUUUGUGUCACUCUAGCAUUAGCCAAACAAACACAGCAAGAACUUGAAGAAGCCGAACUAAAAGCAUCUCAGGAAGAAGAUGAACGUGUCAAAGCUGCAGGUGCUCUUCUUGUUGGAUCGAGCGGGAUUUUAGUGCCAGAUGCUUCAGCAGAUAAGCCCAUGAUCCUUGAUAAUAAAAAAGAUCAACCACUUUGUAAACCAGAUACCACCUUGUCCUCUUCAAGACCACUGAAGGUGAUGGAUGGCUUUGAACUGACUGUGCUUGUUAAUAGUAUCCCUAAUCCUCACAAAAUCAUGAUUGAUAAAGCCAAUCAUGUAUUAGUAAUUUCGCCUGGUAAUGGUGUUUAUUCAGUGCGUAUGGAUGACUGUAGUAAUGCUAGCGUUGAAAAAAUCCUGGACAGCCAAACAAUGGAUCAACCUAUAGGUCAAAGUAUGGCUAUAUUUGGUGGACAUCUUUAUGUAACCACCACAAAUUCGAUAUACCAGUUUCCUUAUAGUGAUGGCCAGCAUUCCUCAUUGUUGGAAGGUCGCUUGGUGAUGACCAAUAUCCAGAGUGACGCUAUUGAUGUUGCCGUAGAUCCUUUUGGCCAUGCCUUUGUAUCUCGCUCUGUGGGUGAAAUUCAUGACAAAUUGGACGCUUUUCAUGGUAUCAUUAAAAAGUUUAAUUUAAAGCUUAUUCCUCAGCACGGAUUUGAUUACGAAAGGCAUGGUGAAAUGCAUGCUUAUGGUACAAAUACAUACGGUAGUAUGGGAUUUGAUACACAGGCUAGAUUAUGGGGCUUGAACGGCUUGUCUUCUUCUGAAAUCACUCGCGAUGAUAUUAAUCUUGCUGCCAAUGGUCUUGCCGAAGAACUUAACUUGUAUGAAUUUUCCAAGAUGAACUACGGUUUUCCUUAUUGUAUGACUGAAUAUAACUUGGCUGAAGUCUCUGCAAGUGCAGCCAAAGGGUUGGGCGGACAAUGGGCACAUCCUAUCUUCAUGAAUGAUUCCGUAUCCUUGGACGAUUAUUGUCAACAAGAAGUCAACAACAAACCACCUUCUGUUCCUUUGGCACCCAAUUCCUUGGCCGUCAGUGUUCAUUUCUAUUUAGGCACAUUUUGUAGUAUGGGCGACUCAACCACAAUGGGUACAUCCGUUGGGUUACCUUGUAAUUGGACAGAUACACCUAUCUUGGCCAAUCAUGGUAUUGAUGGUCAGCCUGCAGGUCAUAAUGUGGUGCGUUUGCCAUUUGAUGAUUUAGGACACAAACCUCGUUGGGAUAAAGAACCUGAAGUUAUUUUGGAACAAGCUGAACCCUGUAACGAUAAUGAGUGUCUCUCUCCUAAUGGUCUGGCUGUGGAUAAAUAUGGUCGAUUGUUUGUGACGAGUGACAAGACAAAUGAAAUACUUGUUGUCAGUCGUAUUUAUAGUGAAAGGGCUAUUCAUAUGUUGACAGACAAAUACGAAGAAGAAGCUGAGAGGAUCGGUUGA
Gilbertella persicaria is the source of this 1503-nucleotide messenger RNA. RefSeq lists its product as uncharacterized. The record is from RefSeq and is a predicted model, not a curated record. Lineage: Eukaryota; Fungi; Mucoromycota; Mucoromycetes; Mucorales; Choanephoraceae. Bases 1 to 1503 code for a protein of 500 amino acids. The transcript has 2 exons.